This is a messenger RNA of Rotaria sp. Silwood2, 1017 nucleotides long. The record is from the annotation of a GenBank genome assembly. NCBI's taxonomy places the organism in Eukaryota, Metazoa, Rotifera, Eurotatoria, Philodinida, Philodinidae.
AUGGCUUACCAAUUUUAUGACGAUGAAUCAAUAUUCAAACACAAUUUACCAAGAACUGAAUGGCACCUAAAAUAUCCUCAGGUCUCACUAGAAAUUGCUGUAGAAGCCUUAAUUGACAUGUUACCAACAAUAAUGAAUCAUGUUACAAUUGCUAAAGGAAUGUGUUCAGAUCUACCCGACCGACCAAGUGCUGAUCAAUCAGCAUCUACAUAUUUAUAUACUAUAGAACCUGUUGUAUUGAUUGUCAGCAAUCAACGAUUACAUACUGUUAAUCAUCUACUGAUUGGAAAUACUUGUAUUUGGUCGAUUUUCUACUGUUUUGCUCAAUCAAAUCAAUAUGUUUAUCUUCUCUUCAUUCGAUGGGAUACAAAUGAUAUGUCUUGUCGAUGGCGAGGCUUCUUCGCGUAUCUAACUAUAACAGGCAUUAUUUAUUCUUUUCUUAUUCAAGCUAUAUCCCGAUCGUUCCUCAUAGUUUUAGUCCAUAAAUAUCGUUGGAUUGUUUCGUUCAAAGCUCACUAUGUUCUUCUUUGUAUUCAAUGGACCGUAGUGCUUCUGUUAAAUUUACCAUCGAUUUUUACUAAAGAUAUUCAAUUUCGUCCACAUGCUUUGUGUUGGAUCACUCAAUCUACCCCGAUACAUAAUAUGUAUACUUAUAUUGCAUAUUAUGCCAUACCAACUGCAUUCAUCAUCAUAAUUUAUGCGUCUGUUUAUUGUCAAGUCAGGCAUAGUACUACUGAAGCAUUUACAAGACAAGGAAGACAUCGACAACAAAAUCGUGAUUUUGAAGUAUUUCGUAACAUAAUGAUUCUAUUUGGAAUUUAUUUAUGUGGAGGCAUACCAACAACGAUCUAUAUGCAUUUGAACAUCGAUAUAUUCUAUUGGAUAGGUAUUGUCGCCGUAUCAAUGACAGUAGCUGUUGAAAAAUUCGUAACAUUUUAUCUGGAUCGAGAACUUCUUAAUGUAUUGAAAAAACGAAUUUGUCAAAAAACUACACGUGUCGUACCAGUUAUAUCUUAA